Penicillium antarcticum is the source of this 564-nucleotide messenger RNA. RefSeq lists its product as uncharacterized. The record is from RefSeq and is a predicted model, not a curated record. The transcript has a single exon. NCBI's taxonomy places the organism in Eukaryota, Fungi, Ascomycota, Eurotiomycetes, Eurotiales, Aspergillaceae. Bases 1 to 564 code for a protein of 187 amino acids.
AUGCCUGUAGGUCGUUCCAUUAUCACUCCCUUUGGUGUGGUCGUGCUGUUCACUUUUCUCGAUUAUAACUGUUCACAGGCGACGGCCACGGCGCACAGUCUCCCAGAAACGCAAAGCCCAGAAUGGACAGAAUCUCCGUCCGACCAGUCUACGGCAGCGUCCACUACCCAGCGCCGCCCAGGCCAAUGCAAGAAAAACAAGGAAAAGAGGAGAAAGAGACGAUGGAAGCAAGCGCAACAGCUUCAGGUAGAGCACGAGCAGCUUGAAAUCCAAAACGAGCAGCUUGGAAUUCAGAACAAGCAGCUUGUAAUUCGAAACGAGCAGCUUGUAUGCCAACAAACCCAGGGCCAAAUUGAAAAUCAGGGCCUACGCGAGCAACUAAGGCAGCAGGAGCAAUUUCAUCGACGUUAUGAGAGGAGCAUGCGAAAGUUCUUCCACGACUGUCAUGUCGAAGCUUCCUCUAUUGUCAAAUCAGUCAACAUUCUGCUCUCAGAUUGCGCAACGCGUCCCAGAGGUGUACCAGAACCCGUGAGGUGGGAGCGUCGAUUCGCGCAUGACGUAUGA